AUGUCAGGUGACUCAGACAGGAAGGAGAAAGAUAAUUUGAGGCCGCGUAUAAUCAGGACGUUAGGAUCGCAGGUGCUGAGUGGUAGCACAUGUAGUAGCCAGCCAUCUUCGCUUUCGCAAUCUCCUACCGCAGGGGGGUUAGGACAGUCUGGUGAAUGGAUAUCACAGCAUGGAGGGUUGAUGCAGCCAUUCACGGGGCAAACACCUACGAAAGCGUCACUGUCUAGUCAUAGGGUUGCGCAAGCAUGUGAUAGAUGUCGGUCAAAAAAGACGAGAUGUGAUGGGAAGCGGCCACAGUGCUCGCAAUGCGCGGCUGUGGGAUUUGAGUGCAAAAUUAGUGAUAAGUUGUCACGACGUGCGUUUCCACGAGGAUAUACCGAGACUCUCGAGGAGCGAGUACGGGAGUUGGAAGCUGAAAACCGACGAUUAGUAGCGUUAUGCGAUCUUAAGGAAGAGCAGUUGAGAUUAGUAUCCAAAUACGGAGGUCAGCGGGAAUCCGCAAACGACGAGGUAGGCUCGUUAGACAUAAGGCUGGACGAGCCGGAUGUGAAACAGGAGGAUGAGCAAAUACUCCGCCAAUUGUCUAACUCCGAUGGAGGCACCUUACGCGUUAGUUCUACGAAUUUAUACUUUCUCAGCAAGACUGCCGCGGUUCUUCCGCAGCCUGAAGAGAUUCCGCAAGGCUUACUUUCUAUUCCUAUGGAAGAUCAGUCCCUGCACGAUAAUGGGCAGUUACACCGGUCGCGGGGACUUGGAAAGCCGUUUAAGGUUCAUGAGAACUCCAGACCACUUUUGUCGCCCCUUCACCUUAGUAGCGAUCAAGACAUUAAAGCCAAUGCUAUGCCAGACCGUCUUAACUCCGCGGAUCUUCUUUCGAAUGCUAUCGUAGCAUCUACAAAUACACUCACGAAUCUUAAUGAUCCAACGUCUAUUUCAUUUGAACAAGAACAGGCUCCGGGACUUCCAGCUGUUAAAGCAUUGAGUAGAAUGUCGACCCACGAGCAAAGCUCACAAUUAGCAACUUUAGUUGCAGUUUCGAUUCCUCGCACAACUGAAGAGAUCCUAUUCGUUCCUCAGCUUCUAGCUCGUAUUGGACAGGUACAUGGGUUUACUUCAAAACACUGCUUAUAUACAGCUUCAUUGCUGGCGUCUUUAAAGGAAAUUUUACCAAGACAAGCAUCCGCGGAGUUAGAUUUAUUGAGGUCUAAAAGCUUGUGGGAAAUUGACGAAAUGGACGUAUUUUUAACGAAAUGUUUACGAUUCAAUUUAGGCAACGACAGCAACACUGAUAAUGACAACUUAGCAUCAAGUGAAAGCUUAACGUUUUCAGAGAUGGAGGAAAUGAUACAUUUGUUUUUUGAUAAUUGGUAUCCAUUAAUUCCCAUUUUUGAUAAAUCUGAAUUCGACAAAUAUUGGGACAAAUUCAAAAAGAAUGUAACCACUCCUGACUUUUUCACAUCUGGGGAGACCUUAUUCGACAGGCGCCAUAAAUCAAUUUCAUAUAAGAUUUUUGCCUGCUCCCUAUCGAUAAUGAUUCAAAUGGGUUUGAUGACAAAAGUUAAAAGCGAAGCGUUGAGCAGAGAAAAUCGCUUUAGCAAUUUAAUGACAUAUUACGACCGUGCAAUACCACAGUUUACUACUAAUCCCUAUUUUUCAUCUAAUUCCACGUCUCUGCAAUCAUUACAGCUAUUAACCUUGCUAUUAUUUUACUUCUUAAAUGUGGGCGAUAUUAAUAAUAUUUACGAACUCCGCGGGAAAGUUGUCUCACUCGCACAACAGUUGAGACUUCACCGUUGCCCCAGUGCAGUUAUUGGUGGUGAUGGGUCAACAGUUAGCAAAAUGCAACAAGGAGAAAGACGCGUACUAUUUUGGGGUGUGUAUUACCUCGACGUUUUUGCAUCUUUGCAGCUCGGUGUACCACGUUUAAUUAAAGAUCAUGAAAUUGAAUGUGCACUACCUGUUUCAUCUGAUUAUGAUAACCAAGUUAACCUCGCAGGCCAGAUGAUUUCAUUGGAAGGUAAAGUAGAGCCAUUUUCUCUAUCCGUUAUUCGAUUUUCGAAGGUCUUAGGAAAUAUCUUGGACUCUGUAUUUAAACGAGGCAUGUCGGCAUCCAUUACGAAAGAAGUUGCAUUAGUUCAUGAAAAUGCAUUAGAUAAUUGGAGAUAUGGGCUACCGGACAAUGUGAAGUUUAAUAUUGAUGUCAAUGGUACAAUAAAUAUGGAUGAGUUUAACCAAUUGAAGCACGACUUUUUGCAUAAUAGUGAUACUAAGCUCAAGAAAGAGAAUUUUAUUACGAUGAUUUUGUAUUUUAUGGCUAAAAGUAUGAUCCACAUACCAGUUGUGGCAACGAAGCCCCUCACAGAUAAUAAUAUGCUUAAGACCGAAACAAUGGGCUCUUGCCAAGCUGAUAGGUCCUCGUCUUCUUACAUUUUGUUACAGCAAGCAAUUAAUACAUUUCUUCAUGUGUUGGGUUCAAUGAAAUCAGUGCACAUACCAGUUCCCAUCAAUGUUUCGCGAACGAAAACUCGCUUUGGUCUAUUCAGCGCUAGAGCAUCUUUGGAAUACAUCAAAGGAGGCGCUCUAUUCCAAGAUAAUAAACUGCUACUAUUGGACUUGGUAAAAGAGCUAGAAACGGACAGAAAGCUUGGAAUUCCUGGCACCAUUUCUUGGCAUAGUUUAAAGUUAUUUGACAUGGCAAUAAACCUGAUUUUACAGCCAACCAACACGAAGCCGGAGAACCAGGAGAGGUUGAUACAAAAGAAAAUCAACUAUUAUAACAAACUAAUUGAUGGUUUGAUGGCAAGCAACAUGAAUCUGCACAACGCCUCUAAUGCUCCUAACCAGUCUCAACAGGCAAGUCAAGUUCAGCAACCUAAACAAGUCCCCAAGAAUGAGGAAUUUAAGCGUAAGCGUUUAGAGUCGAACUCAUCGCCCUUGCCUCAUUUAACUCAUAAAAAGAAGAAAAUUGAAUCCGAAAUUGUUGCUAACCAAAACCCGGUGUCAUCAGCUCCUGCUGUCACCAAUUAUGAGCCAGAAGCUGUUCCUAAGCCAUUGUACACUGAAACAAUCAUAAAUGACAUUUCAGAAGCACAUCCAAAGCCUGAACCACCGUUCCCCAUUUUUAACCAUGGUUCAAAUUCCAUUGCGGAAGCUUUUCAGCUGGACCCUGUUUUACAAGCUACACCCUUUAGCAACACUGACCUGGCAUCUUUCUUUAAUUCUGACUAUUACGUCAAUAGGGGGACUAAUGGCCAUGAAGCAGCUAAUACAGGUAUAUCAACAUCAGGAACGGCUGAAACGGGCAACCUCGGGUAUGCUUCGAAUUCAGGUGCAGCUGUAAACUCGCUUUUAAAUGUCCCGGGUAUGAGCUUAGGAUUGGGAAAAUCUAUGAGCAUGGCUAAAAUGAACGCCAAGGAUGGUCUAUUUAAGGUCCCCAGUAACGGAGAUUUUCUCAAGGACUUGUACGACGGUAUGUCUUCCACUCAACUUUCAAUGGUAUUUGUAAACGGCAAUGAGGCAGCCGCCUCGAGCAACAUCCAACAACCCCCUGCCGAUGACCAGCAGCAACAUCAAAAUGCUGCAAAUCAAAAAGUGGAGUUGCCUUCUCAAAACUAUGAUAGAAAGCGCUCUUCCGGAUAUGGUUACGUUGUAGACGCUUCUCUAGGUCUCGCUCCGCUCUUAGCUUUAUCCCAAACCCCUACAGGCGUUGACGGCCUAGUCUUAGACAACCAAGCAAAGGAGCCGGGCGAAACCAAAUCCAAAAAUUCAAAAUUUUUUACCGGUAGUACCAAGUUUGACGUAAUUCCAACGUUGUUAAGCGCAACAGGCCCCCAUGAGCAGAAAAACGCGGACAGUUCCUGUCAUCCACCGCAACAAACUCUAGACCAAUUACCGGAGUCUCAUAGGACUCCAUCAGCUCCAACAAGAAAACAAUCCCACGUUGCUAAACCGGGACAUGCUGACACAUAUAGCACCCCCAAUUUGGACUUUCUUCACGAAGAUGGUGUCAUUUCCAUAGGUCGCAGAUCCCCGAGAGGCCCGCGUAGGCAUUGGAACAGUGCAAACACCUCUGCUCAAACAACAACUAACAUCUCGCGAAACACAGGAAAUAACAACCAAGGCCAGUAUAUUGAGGAUAGUAUCAGCGAUCUAUUCAGAUGGCAAAAUAGCAGCUAG
Messenger RNA from Eremothecium sinecaudum, 4176 nucleotides. It is a transcript of the gene CAT8, whose product is annotated as DNA-binding transcription factor CAT8. Gene Ontology annotation, molecular function: DNA binding; zinc ion binding; DNA-binding transcription factor activity, RNA polymerase II-specific. Gene Ontology annotation, biological process: regulation of DNA-templated transcription; DNA-templated transcription. The record is from RefSeq and is a predicted model, not a curated record. NCBI's taxonomy places the organism in Eukaryota, Fungi, Ascomycota, Saccharomycetes, Saccharomycetales, Saccharomycetaceae. Bases 1 to 4176 code for a protein of 1391 amino acids. The transcript has a single exon.